AUGACCACUCCUUUCAAAUCUCUCAUUUCUCAGUUCAAAAGGUAUCCCUUGACUUUCGGUCGCUCCCAUAUCUCUGCGUUCCAAAACCUUUCGAAGGCUCUUGGUGGAAAUGUCAACAUUUAUGCCAAAAGAGAAGACUGCAACUCAGGUUUGGCUUUUGGAGGGAACAAGUUAAGGAAACUUGAAUACAUUGUGCCUGAAAUUUUGGAGGGCGAGUAUGACACUUUGGUCUCCAUUGGAGGUAUUCAGUCAAAUCAAACUAGAAUGGUCGCUGCCACAGCUGCCCAUUUGGGGUUGGAUUGUGUUUUGGUGCAAGAGAAUUGGGUCCCAGUACCAGAAAAAGAAUGCGGUAACUACGACAAGGUUGGAAACAUUGAAUUGUCUCGGAUCAUGGGAGCAGACGUGAGAUUGGUGCCUGAUGGUUUUGACAUCGGCAUCAGAAAGUCUUAUACAGACACCUUAGAAGAGUUGAAACAAAAGGGCAAAAAACCAUAUGCCAUACCAGCUGGAUGUUCCGAACAUCCAUAUGGCGGUUUAGGAUUUGUGAAUUUCGCUGACGAGGUUGUGGCACAAGAAAAAGAAAUGGGGAUCAAGUUUGAUAAGAUUGUCGUUUGUUGCGUUACGGGAUCUUCAUAUGCUGGUAUUCUUGUUGGUUUCGCGCAGUAUGGACGCGAGAAAGAUGUUAUUGCUAUUGACGCUUCGUUUACUCCAGAUAAGACUAGAAAACAGCUGUUGAGAAUUGCUCAAAACACAGCGUCCUUAAUUGGCUUAAAGAAAGAAUUGACCGAGGAGGACAUUAUCUUAGAUGAAAGAUUUGCGCACCCAUGCUAUGGAAUCCCCAACGAAGGUACUUUGGAAGCAAUUAAAUUGACUGGCGAAACGGAGGGUGUUUUGACUGAUCCCGUUUACGAAGGUAAGUCAAUGCAAGGUUUGAUACAAUUGGUGAGAGAAGGCGCUUUUGAAAAGGGGUCGAAUGUUUUGUAUGUGCACUUGGGUGGAGCUCCCGCUUUAUCAGCUUAUUCAUCGUACUUUUCUUAA
Molecule: messenger RNA, 1038 nt
Organism: Clavispora lusitaniae ATCC 42720
Lineage: Eukaryota; Fungi; Ascomycota; Pichiomycetes; Serinales; Metschnikowiaceae
Product: aminocyclopropane-1-carboxylate deaminase
Biological process (GO): amine catabolic process
Molecular function (GO): pyridoxal phosphate binding; 1-aminocyclopropane-1-carboxylate deaminase activity; D-cysteine desulfhydrase activity
Source: RefSeq, a predicted model, not a curated record